Penicillium nucicola is the source of this 195-nucleotide messenger RNA. RefSeq lists its product as uncharacterized. The transcript has 2 exons. The coding region runs from base 1 to 195 and encodes 64 amino acids. The record is from RefSeq and is a predicted model, not a curated record. NCBI's taxonomy places the organism in Eukaryota, Fungi, Ascomycota, Eurotiomycetes, Eurotiales, Aspergillaceae.
AUGGGUGCCGUCGUCUCCUGUAUUCAAAGCGUCUUCCGCGCCAUCGGAAGUUGCCUCAUGGCUGUCGUCAAUGCCAUCGGCUCCAUCCUCCACGCUAUUAUCAGCGGCGUCGUGACCGUGAUCGAUGUCAUCAUCUCUUGCCUCACCUGCGGCACAUGUGGAAAACGCAGACGAGGCCGACGAUCGGCAGUCUGA